Messenger RNA from Sinocyclocheilus anshuiensis, 3041 nucleotides. RefSeq names its product hepatocyte growth factor a (gene hgfa). The coding region runs from base 57 to 2198 and encodes 713 amino acids. The transcript is spliced from 18 exons. Gene Ontology annotation, biological process: proteolysis. Lineage: Eukaryota; Metazoa; Chordata; Actinopteri; Cypriniformes; Cyprinidae. Gene Ontology annotation, molecular function: serine-type endopeptidase activity. The record is from RefSeq and is a predicted model, not a curated record.
CAGCUCGGACCUUAUAAACUCUCCAUCCCAAAUCCUGGAAUAUCAGACCGAGAAUAAUGAAAUCGGACAUAAUGUGGAUUUAUCAAGCUCUUCUGUGCGUCUUACUUUCUGUGGAUGUGGAGUGCAGGAAACAGACAUUGCAAAGGUAUCAGAAAAGUGAAAACAGCCGGCUGCUUUGUACAGACUGUCCAGAAUCUCCUCGAAGUAGAAAUCUCUCACUGGAUGACUGCGCACGCAAAUGCAGCAAGAGCAAGAAGUCCUGCAGGACAUUCUACUUUGACCACAUAAACAGGAAAUGUCACUUGCUUCCCUUCGACCGUUUCUCUGAAGGCGCAAAAAGAGAGCGAAAACCCAAUUAUGACCUUUAUGAGAAGAAAGAUUAUGUGAGAGAGUGCAUCAUUGGGUCAGGUGUCAACUACAAGGGAAGAAGGUCAUUCACAAAGACUGGAAUUACGUGUCAAGCCUGGAAUAUGUCCAUCCCACAUGAACACAAUUUCAAGCCUGCAAGGCACAAAAAGUUUGACCUGCGACAGAACUUCUGCCGAAACCCAGACAAUGAUCCAAGUGGACCCUGGUGCUUCACUGAACUCACUGAGACUCGGCACCAGGAAUGUGGGCUGCCCCUGUGUUCAGAAGUGGAGUGUAUGAAGUGUAAUGGGGAAACAUACAGAGGGCCCAUGGAUCACACAGAGAGUGGGAAAGAGUGCCAGAGAUGGGACUCACAGAAACCUCAUAAACACACCUACCAGCCUCACAGGUAUGUAGGUAAAGGCCUGGAUGACAACUACUGCCGCAAUCCCAAUAAUGACGUGCGUCCGUGGUGUUACACGAUGGACAAAAACACACCAUGGGAGUACUGUAUAAUCAGUGUGUGUGACUCCGAUAAUGAUGUGGAAGUGGAGGUGACCACCUCUUGUUUUCAGGGUCAGGGAGAGGUUUACAGGGGUACAGUCAAUGUGACCCCUGCAGGUGUGACCUGUCAACGCUGGGACGCCCUCUUUCCUCACAACCAUUCAUACACACCGCACAACUAUAAAUGCAAGGAUCUCAGGGAGAACUUUUGCAGAAACCCUGAUGGCUCUGAAAUUCCCUGGUGUUUCACAACAGACCCAAAAGUACGCAAAGCUUUCUGUACCAACAUCCCCAGAUGUGAGUCAGAGAGCUCUGACAGCACAGAAUGUUAUGAAGACAAUGGGGAGAGUUACCGUGGUAAUUUGUCGAAAACAAGAUCUGGUAUUCCUUGUGGGCUGUGGUCCGACCACACAUUCAGGAGAGACACGCAGUCAGCGAAGGCCAGCGCGGGCUUAGAGUUGAACUUGUGCAGGAAUCCAGACCGAGAUAAGCACGGGCCAUGGUGUUACACGUCCAACUCCUCCAUUCCCUGGGACUACUGUGGACUAGAGCGAUGUAAAUCAGUGUCAUCUGAUGACCAUCAAAAGACAGGUGAAGGACCAAAACCAUCUUGUUUUAUACACAAAACCACACGGAUUGUUGGGGGGAUGCAGGUACAGCGGGCAGAGGAUGGAAGCUGGGUGGUCAGCAUUCAGAAAGGGAACAGACAUUGGUGCGGUGGCUCUCUCAUCAGAGAGGAAUGGGUUCUGACUGAUCAGCAGUGCUUCUCUACCUGCGUUCCUGACCUCUCGGAGUACACCGUGCAGGUGGGGCUUCUUCAUCUUAACGCGUCCUCCGGCACACAGGGUCUCCGGAUCGCACAUGUGGUCUGCGGGCCUGAGGGAUCCAACUUGGCCCUGCUCAAACUCACAACGCCUGCCCCUCUCUCUGAGCAUGUGCGAACUGUGCUGCUUCCUGUCGCAGGAUGUGCUGUUGCAGAAGGCACCUACUGCCUCAUGUAUGGCUGGGGAGACACUAAAGGCACAGGUCAUGAGGGCAGUCUGAAGUUGGUGAGGCUUCCGAUUGUCAGCAACAAGAGGUGUUCUCAAAGCCACAAGGGUAUUCUGCCCAUUACAGAGACUAAAAUCUGUGCUGGAGGCAAGAGAGACCAAGGUGUUUGUGAGAAAGACUACGGUGGCCCAUUGGUGUGCCAGGAAAGCGAGAGCAAGGUCAUAGUGGGUGUGAGCAUCAACGGCCGCGGAUGUGCCGUCGCCAGGCGUCCUGCCGUCUUCGUCAACGUGGCCUUCUACUCUGAAUGGAUCCGCAAAGUCUUCAAAUACUAUUCAGACAUGGAAAUAAGUUCCUAGAUUAUUAUAUUUUCCACAGAUGUGGUGACUAGAACUCAUGGUGCAUUACGGUUUUUAGCAUCUACAGCAUAUGAAGACCACGGUUGCUGUAUGAUUGGUAUACAAACAACUUGGAGGUCAGAGUUUGGUUUGUUUUUUAGCUUAAAUUAAAACCACUAGUACGGAAAAGGUGCAAGACUAUCUGAUGUUUUUGCAAACAAACUGCAAAAAUCUGACAUCAGACAUGAUUUUUUUAAACCAACAAAUGGAGGAAAUGACAACUUUUAAACUCUCUGGGAGAUUGUUGUGGCUGGUGAUUUAGCCCUCAUAAAUGAAGGACAGAUGGAUAAAUGAAGAAAGAAAAACAAUUAGAAGAAACUGGUGUUAAUCCACAUGAACAUAUUUGUCUCAGAGCAGAAGUUGUUCUAAAUGUCAUUCCCUGGAGAUACUUGAAGAUGGCAAUAAGUCGACAUUUUCAGACAGGACGGAGCUUUUGUUUUCACUGGGGUGCAUUUUUCAGACAUUAUAACUUGUUCACAUCUGAAUUUUCUUCAAUGUACGUCAUUUUAAAGGUUUAAGGUGCAACAUAUAAGGACAGUGUUCCAUAUCACUGUUCCCAAAACACCAUUUUCAACAUCAACCACUUCAGCUGUCUUCACCGCGGUUGGUAUACAUGCUUGAAUGGGAUGUUAUCACACACCACCAGAAGGGUUCAGUGACAUUCUAAUGUUUUGCACCUUGCCUUACUCCAGUUUGGAGCAUUCUGUGGCCCCUUUGGGGCUGUUUCGUGUACUGCACUCCAAAGAGUGUGCUAAUGUCACUCUGUACAUCCAUAGGUCUUAUAGAUCUGAAAUUACAAACAUC